AUGGCUUCGAAGAAUGAGCGAUAUCGCGUUUUACUCGUUGGCUCUGGAGGUCGAGAGCAUGCAAUUGCCUGGAAGUUGGCGCAAUCACCCCUACUGGAGAAAACCUACGCAUCACCCGGGAACCCUGGCAUUGCGAAAGAGCCGAAGACAGAGAUCGUUCCAAAGAGCGAAGUAAGCCCCGACGACUUCCCAGCGCUUGUAAGGUUCGCUACGGACAAGUCCAUCAACCUGGUGGUAGUUGGCCCAGAGGUGCCAAUCUGCAAUGGCAUCGCGGAUUACUUUCGCGCUGUGGGCAUCAGAUGCUUUGCGCCAUCGAUACGGGCAGCCCGGCUGGAAGGUUCGAAAGCCUUUUCGAAAAACUUCAUGAUCAGAAACUCGAUCCCAACAGCAAAGUUCCAGACGCACAACGACUAUGAAAGUGCCAAGAUGUAUCUUGAUGAGGUAAAUUUUCGAACCUGCCUAAAAGCAAGUGGCCUCGCUGCGGGUAAAGGAGUCCUGCUGCCAUCGACGAAAGAAGAGGCUCACGAAGGACUCAAGGAUCUGAUGAUCGAAAAAAAAUUCGGUGGAGCUGGCAACGAAGUAGUCAUCGAACAGUACCUUUCAGGGCACGAAGUUUCUAUCAUCAGCUUCUGUGAUGCAUAUACGAUCAAGAGUCUUCCCGUGGGGCAGGAUCAUAAAGCAGCGGGCGAUGGAGAUAGUGGACCCAAUACGGGUGGAAUGGGAGUCUACUCUCCAUUGCCAAAGUCAAUCAUUUCUGACGCUCUGCUCACGAAAAUACACGAGACGAUACUUCAGCCAACUAUCGACGCUCUUAGAAGAGAACGCAUGCCCUUUUGCGGCUGGUUGUUUACUGGUUUGAUGCUUGGUGACAAUGGAGAAAUCAACGUCCUUGAAUAUAAUACGAGGGGCGGUGAUCCCGAAAUCGAGACUCUACUCCCUUUGAUGGAGUCAGAUCUUCUAGAGGUUAUGGUUGCAUGUACCGAUAAUUACCUUGACACUGUCGAUGUUAAAUGCAGCAAUGCUACAGCAGUGACUGUCAUAGCCGCAGCCUCGGGGUACCCUGGCCCUUUUGCAAAGGACGACCUUAUAUCCAUUGAUCAUAGCGCAAUCAAUCCCGAGACCGACCACAUAUUCUACGCCGGCACCACUCGCGACUCCGCUGGCCAACUCCUGACAUCCGGCGGCCGCGUCUUCGCAGCCACAAGCACCGGCCCCACCCUCGAAGCCGCCCUCCAAUCCGCCUAUAAACUCAUAUCCUCCAUCACCUUCAAAGGCAUGCACUAUCGUACCGACAUCGGCCACAAAGCCCUUCCCCACCUCAAAAACACCACCACCACGGCCAAAGACGUCCUUUCCGUCUACGCCUCCGCCGGCGUCUCCAUCGAAGCCGGCAAUACCCUGGUCAAACAAAUCUCUGGGUACGUGAGAUCAACAGACCGGCCAGGCGCAUCAACAGAGCUAGGUGGUUUCGGAGCGAUGUUCGAUCUCGAAGCCGCCGGCUACACUACUCCACCAACACUCGUAGUAAGCUCCGAUGGCGUGGGCACGAAGCUUUUGAUCGCGCAAGCGGUGGGAAAGCAUGAUACCAUAGGGCAAGAUUUAGCAGCAAUGCUAUAUAACGAUAUAAUCUGUCAGGGCGCCGAGCCCCUCAUGAUGGCAGACAUCUACUCUUGCGCCCACCUCGACAUCUCCACCGCCGCCUCCGUCAUCCGUGGGAUCUGCGCCGCGUGCAAACUCGCAAACUGUGCCCUCGUGGGUGGUGAAACCGCCGAAAUCCGCGGCAUAAUCAAAGACGGCGUUUACGACGUCUGCGGCACGGCGAUUGGAGCAAUUAGGGAGGGGGAUAAGAUGCUGCCGUUGAAAGAUGAGAUGAGAGCCGGAGAUAUUCUCGUGGGCUUGGCGAGUAGUGGGUGCCAUAGCAAUGGCUUCAGCUUGAUACGGAAGAUUGUUGAGGGACAGGGGCUGAGGUAUAGUGAUCCGGCGCCGUGGGAGCAGGGGAGUGGGAGGAGCGUGGGCGAGGCGCUGCUGGAGCCGACGAGGAUUUAUGUGCGGAGCGUGCUUGGGGUUGUCAAGAAUGGAUUGAUCAAAGGAGCUGCGCAUAUCACGGGCGGUGGCCUUCUCGAAAACAUCCCCCGAAUGCACGACAAGAACCUUGCCUCAGAGCUUGACGCUGCGACAUGGCCAAUCCCUAGCGUCUUCAAAUGGCUCAAGAAAGCAGGGAGCAUGGACAAUGACGAGUUUGCAAGGGUGUUCAACACCGGCCUGGGCAUGGUGCUCAUUGUUUCUCCAGAAAGCCAAGAGGAGGUCCUCGAAGAUCUGGAAAAGGCUGGCGAGACAGUAUAUGUAGUUGGCAAAAUGGUGGAGAGGGCGGACGGAGAAGGCUGUGUCAUUCAAGGGAUGGAGAUAUGGGAUCAGUAG
Letharia columbiana is the source of this 2418-nucleotide messenger RNA. RefSeq lists its product as uncharacterized. Lineage: Eukaryota; Fungi; Ascomycota; Lecanoromycetes; Lecanorales; Parmeliaceae. Bases 1 to 2418 code for a protein of 805 amino acids. Gene Ontology annotation, molecular function: metal ion binding; phosphoribosylformylglycinamidine cyclo-ligase activity; phosphoribosylamine-glycine ligase activity. Gene Ontology annotation, cellular component: cytosol. The record is from RefSeq and is a predicted model, not a curated record. Gene Ontology annotation, biological process: adenine biosynthetic process; 'de novo' IMP biosynthetic process. The transcript is spliced from 12 exons.